Penicillium soppii is the source of this 879-nucleotide messenger RNA. RefSeq lists its product as uncharacterized. Lineage: Eukaryota; Fungi; Ascomycota; Eurotiomycetes; Eurotiales; Aspergillaceae. Bases 1 to 879 code for a protein of 292 amino acids. The transcript is spliced from 3 exons. The record is from RefSeq and is a predicted model, not a curated record.
AUGCAUUUCAAGUUGGGAGCCGGCUUGGCUCUUCUCGCUGCUCGCAAUGUCUUCGCCGUUACCCAGAUCAGCGAUGAUGAGAUGGGCUCACUCCUCAAUGCUGGCGGCGUAGAUUUAGCAGACCGCUAUGCGCCCAUGUGGUUCUUUGGUCAAGCUCAGAACCAGCCUCCUUGCUACCCGACAUGGGCGUUCGGUGGCUCUCCGAACGCUGCAGAUGUAUAUGACAAUUCUCACAAAACACCUGCUGCGCCGCAGUGCGACUACCCAAAUGUUGGGUGCAAGUGUCGCAAUCCUGGUGUUGGUAUUGGGAAUGCUGGCCCUGCCUUCCCGAUAUACUAUACAUACCAGAAAUGCAACGAUGCCGAGGUGCGCGUGGUGUACAAUCUCUUCUAUGAGAAGGAUGGUGCCAAGUUUUCUGGUAUCAACACUGGACAUGACUACGACUGGGAGCGAGUGGUGAUUAUCCAUUCUCGCGAUGCCAACAAUAUGUGGGCGCCAUCACGGGCACUGCUCUCUGCACACAGUGGUUAUCACAAUUUAGCGUGGGGUGAUAUUCAAAAUACACUUACUACCGACGAGGUAAACGCCGGCAAAGCAAAGGAUCCAAACGGAGUGAAGAACAACGACCACCCCAAGGUGUAUGUGUCGUGGUCGAAGCAUGCUCACUUCGAUACUCGCAACACUGGCUGGAACGACCCGGCGAGUCAGUCUUUGGACAAUGCAUUCCGCAGCCAGGAUUGGUGGCACUUUGUUGAACCGCAACACUAUAUCCGAGCCGACGAUAGUACCGAUGCUGGAAAAGCAAUUGGGGCUGCGGAUUGGGGGAGCGCAACUAGUAACCCGCCUUCUGUGCAGUCCGGUGUUUGUGGUGCGUCGUAG